ACGUUUCUGAGGAUAUUUUUUAACUUACAAGUAAUCGGUCCGACAAUUGAUAAUUAGGGUUUUUAUCGGAGAGUAAAAAUGGCCGAAGGACAUGUGAUAAGCUGCCACAGCUUGGAUGAGUGGAACCAACUUAUGCAAAAGGGAAAAGAUUCUAAUAAACUGGUGGUUGUGGAUUUCACUGCUUCUUGGUGUGGACCUUGCCGGAUCAUCGCCCCAGUUUUUUCUGAGUUUGCUAAGAAGAUACCAAAUGUCCUAUUUCUCAAGGUUGAUGUCGAUGAAUUGGAGACUGUUGCGAAGGAGUGGUCUAUUGAGGCAAUGCCAACUUUUAUCUUUGUAAAAGACGGGAAACUAGUGGACAAGGUUGUGGGUGCAAAGAAAGAAGAUCUUCACCAGGCAAUACUUAAGAAUGCUGCUGAUACAGCUCCUUCCAGCGCAAGUGUCUGAAAACAUAUCUGUCGGGAUAAUGAUAUUCCCAAUAUGGUUAUUACUACUUAUUAGGUUGAAAUUGGAUUAUGUAGACAGUUUCUGGUUGUUACCUGACGUGUGGAUUAUCUUGUGAAGAUGUCUUAUGUAUGAACUAUGCCGUUUAAGAUAAAUUACAAACUAUGAUAGUCA
This is a messenger RNA of Daucus carota subsp. sativus, 615 nucleotides long. RefSeq names its product thioredoxin H1. The coding region runs from base 79 to 444 and encodes 121 amino acids. The transcript is spliced from 3 exons. NCBI's taxonomy places the organism in Eukaryota, Viridiplantae, Streptophyta, Magnoliopsida, Apiales, Apiaceae. Gene Ontology annotation, molecular function: protein-disulfide reductase activity. The record is from RefSeq and is a predicted model, not a curated record.